CUUGGCCCGUCUUUGCAGCAAAGCGCGGCGCGUAGCGCUCCCUGCUCUACCGCGUCCCGUCUUGCGUGCAGCUUUCGACCAAUUACAGCAGUCACCAACGCUCGCUUGAGCCGUGCGCCCCGCCGCGCUGCGUACAGGACACAGCCCCAGCCUCGCUGCACAGCACGCCGUCGCGCAGCCAUGCCCCCGAAAGGAGUAGACGCGGCCGCAAGGGAAGCCAUGACCCAUAAAAUCGCCCAGCGAAUAAAAUCAAUGUUGCAGCCCGGCCAGGACCCGGUCGCCGCGGCCCGCCAGAUCGAGGCCAAAUGUUUUGACAGCGCGAAAGACGCCCAAGACUACGAGCGGAAAGUCGAGAAACGCCUCGCCAAAGCCGCCAAGGCCCUGGAAGCCUCCCAACGGCCUUCCAUGUCCGAACCGUCAGACACGGCGCCCCUCGAAAAAAAACAAGCCCUCGCGCGAAAGAGGAGUCGGGAGGACUCGGAAGUAGUCCAGGAGGCGAAGCGGCCGCGCAGUUCUGAUUCCGCGAGGGAUUUGCUGCGGGAGCACGGCGCUACGUUAGAGUGGUGGCGGGCCGCGCCUGCUGUUAUUGGUCGUAGAUUACGAGCGAUUAUUGAUGCGGCUACUGCUGCUGGAAGUGUGGGAGACGAAGCUAGGACGUGGGCCUCGGACGCGCUGCAGAAGGUCGAUAAAAUCGAGAAGCGGGCUACUUCACUACACAAACAAUUGGAGGCGCGAAGCGGGAACCUGAGUGAAUUGCCCGGGUAUUGUACGAAGCUCAAGGAGUGGAAGGCGGAUUUAGAGGCUAAAUUGGGGAAAAGGGCGCCGCAGUGGGCGCCUUCCUCGAUUGGAGAGGCUGCUGUCGAGAGCUGGUGCGACGUCGCCACGAAUGACGUGGCCGGCGCUUUAAGAGCAAGGCUAGGCGCUUGUGUGGGUGCCAUUUCCCAGGAUGCGUUGGGUGCGUACCGCGUCGAGUGCCCCCGCGACUCGUUCACCGCGACGCUGCGACUGCAAACGAGCAACGGUCAAGUCACGCGGGCCUGGGUUACAACAGUGCGCUCGGGCGAGCGGUCGCCGGCGUCUUCAUAUGAUUUCUGGCGGCGCGUCGGUGACGAGGCGACGGAGGCGGCCGACAAAUGUGUUAAAAAGGCGGGCGGCUCGACUCUGGGAACCGUCGCGCGGCUCUUGGUCGCCAUCCCUCUCUUUCGGGACGCGUUGGCGUCGACGGCGGCGGCGCGGCACAAGGCUUCCGUCGAGCGGAGCGCGCCGCGCGUGCCGGACUUUGCGAGGGCGGCUCGGUUGCUGGAGCGGGAGCGCGUGCGUGCUAGCUAA
This is a messenger RNA of Pelagomonas calceolata, 1329 nucleotides long. The record is from the annotation of a GenBank genome assembly. NCBI's taxonomy places the organism in Eukaryota, Pelagophyceae, Pelagomonadales, Pelagomonadaceae.